UCUGAGCCCCCCAGUUUCUCUCCCCCAGAGAACCGGCUGCUGCCCACGGAGCUGCGGCACGAGGCGCUGGCACUGCAGAAGGAGCUCGAGUUUGAUUUCGAUGCACCAGGGGAUGCUGAGAACAGCCAGGAUGAUGAGUACAAGUGGGCGGGGCUGGAGCCCCCCAAGGUGAUGGUGACAACCUCGCGUGACCCCAGCGCCCGCCUGCGCCUCUUUGCCAAGGAGCUGUGCCUGCUGUUCCCGGGGGCGCGCMGGAUGAACCGGGGCCGUGCCGAGCUGGGGGCUCUGGUCGGGGCCUGCCGGGCCGCGGGGGUCACCGACCUGCUGGUGCUGCACGAGACCCGCGGGCGGCCUGGUCAGGAAUGCGAGGGGGACGCGGCCGAUGUGGAGUGGCGCUGGCACCCGUACACGGCCACGGCCCCCAAGCGCCGCCUGCUCAGCGCCACCUGAGCCCCCCAGGACCCUCCCGAGCACCUGGAGAAGCCCCCUGGGACCCUCCCGAGCACCUGGAGAAGCCCCCUGGGACUCCCCCGGGCAGGUGGGACCCACCCGGAGACCUGAGAACACCCAGGGAGCAGGAACCUGCCUGGGUGCCUGGGAAUUCCCCGGGUUCCAGGGCUUUCUGGGGACCCUCGGGGAU
Malurus melanocephalus (red-backed fairy wren) is the source of this 640-nucleotide messenger RNA. It is a transcript of the gene IMP4, whose product is annotated as IMP U3 small nucleolar ribonucleoprotein 4. Gene Ontology annotation, molecular function: rRNA primary transcript binding; snoRNA binding. The record is from RefSeq and is a predicted model, not a curated record. The annotation marks the transcript as partial. Gene Ontology annotation, cellular component: small-subunit processome; nucleolus; Mpp10 complex. The transcript is spliced from 5 exons. Gene Ontology annotation, biological process: rRNA processing. Lineage: Eukaryota; Metazoa; Chordata; Aves; Passeriformes; Maluridae.